UACUUAUCGCUGAUGUAUAUUGUAUAUACCAUUGCAGUGAUACCCACCGAGCUGCGUGUGCACGUCAAAAAGGAGCAUUAACCGCGAAUCGUCAGCUGUCGGCGGCCCAUGAAUAACAAUAAACGGGCGAUAAGGGGGGAAACGUAAGUUAGAUCGUAACGAAUAAAAGGGGAGUGAUAAAUCAGUCCUGUAAAGACACGUGUGAUAUGUCAAUUGUGAUUUUCGCGCAUGGUCAACUUAACCCCGCUAAUUCGGAUACCGAGAAAAAUAUAACCUAACCCAAUCUAUAAAGAAAAACAAGAAUAAAAAAAUGUACGCUCCCAAAGACUUGGCCAAUGCCGAUUACAUAAGUUUAAACAUAAACGACACAGCAGCUUUCGCACGUGGAAGUCCACAAAGUCUAUGGCGUCAAUGGUAUCAGCUUUCCAGGUUUCAGCGGAACAUUAUUUACUUUAUUGUUAUCACCGUCUGUCUGGUAAUUUUUUACCUUGUACCGAGCGACACCAAAGGCUCCGUUUCGAAUAACACUGAGACGAGUCAUCAGAAGCAACAUGAUGCACCAAAGUGGGAAAAGCUCAUCGAUGAACUUGUGGUGGAGAACGCAGAUCAAGGCGGAGGCGCAGGAGGCGGUGAGGUGAUAGAGGAGCCAGAAUUUCAACCAGACGUAAACCAGAUCGACGAUGAUCAAAUAGGACCGCCACAGCAAAAGCCGAACGCCAUGACGUUCACUGGUCCCAGCAACCAGAGGCAAAAAGCUGUUGUCGAUGCGUUCUUACACUCUUGGAAAGGGUACAAAAGGUUCGCAUGGGGACACGAUAAUUUAAAACCCAUAUCAGCCAGUUAUCAGGAAUGGUUUGGGCUUGGUCUUACGAUCGUUGAUGCUCUGGACACAAUGUAUAUUAUGGGUUUGAAUGCUGAGUUCGCGGAAGCUCGAGCUUGGGUCGAAGAGAGUUUAACAUUUGGGGUGAGCAGGGAUGUGAAUUUGUUUGAAGUGACCAUUCGUGUAUUAGGCGGAUUGUUGAGCAGUUACCAUUUGUCGGGAGAUAAAGUAUUCCUCGAUAAAGCUAUUGAUCUUGGCGAUCGAUUGAUGCCUGCCUUCUCUACUAAAUCAGGUGUUCCGUAUUCCGAUGUCAAUCUUGGUACCAGAACUGCGCACAGCCCAAAAUGGGGCCCUGACAGUAGCACCAGUGAAGUUACCACAAUACAGUUGGAGUUUCGUGAUCUUAGCCGUGUUUCAGGCCAAUCAAAGUUCGAGGCAGCAGCAGCUAAGGUUUCAGAGCACGUACACCAGUUAGAGAAAUUCGAUGGACUCGUUCCUAUUUUUAUAAAUGCCAACACUGGAGCAUUUAGAGAAUUGUCAACAAUCUCGUUCGGCGCACGUGGCGACAGUUACUAUGAAUACUUGUUGAAACAGUGGUUACAGACUGGAAAAACAAUAGAUUAUUUGCGUGAUGAUUACAAUACAGCAAUUUGGGGAACACAAAAACACCUUGUAAAGUACACAGCUGCGAAUAAGUAUAUGUUCCUCGCAGAACUAGUCGGUUCAAACAAGGAUGUGAAACCUAAAAUGGACCAUUUGGUAUGCUUUUUGGGAGGAACCUUGGCUCUGGGAGCACAUAACGGCCUGCAGUCCGACCACAUGAAGCUGGCCGAAGAGCUUGUGCGCACGUGUUACCAAACUUAUGCUGUCCAGCCGACAUUCCUUGCACCUGAAAUUAGUUACUUCAACAUACAGAAGCCAUUGGAAGGUGAUGCUAAUCAAUUGGACAUGUACGUGAAGGCAAAUGAUGCCCAUAAUUUGCUGCGCCCAGAAUUUCUGGAGACUUUGUUCUACAUGUGGUACUUGACGGGUAAUAAAACUUACCAGGAUUGGGGAUGGCAAAUAUUCCAGGCGUUUGAGAAGUAUACCAAAGUUGAGCAUGGAUACACGAGCAUAGGUAAUGUGCGGAGCACGCAAAAUACACGGCCUCGCGAUAUGAUGGAAAGUUUCUGGUUGAGCGAAACUCUUAAAUAUUUGUAUCUGUUAUUUGACGAUACUCGACAGCUAAUAGAUUUGAACAAGUGGAUAUUUAACUCAGAAGGCCACCCGCUACCAAUUUAUGAUUCAUAAUGCUGCCUGUCAAAUAUUCGCUUGCCAUAUAAAAUCGAAAUGUAUAGUUAAUGUUUUACUUUCUUUGGAUAUUUCGAUGUGCUGGAAAAUUGUAGACAAAUGAUUUAUUUUAAAUCAUUCAAGUCUGCCCAAACAAUUUUAUGAUUAUGCGACGGACUUUACACAGAGGGAUAUAAUCAAAUACAAUCUUAAUAAAGGUCUAAUCAGAUAUUUUAUAGUUCAGGGAAAGUGAGUUCACAGUGAUUUGAAUUAGCAAAGUAUUGUUAAUAAAGUAUGUAUAACGCAAUAAAAGCAGAUCUGAACGUGGCCAAGUUCAUGUUGUAACUCAAGUCUCAUAUCAAAACUGACAAUGACUUCCAGUAGCAGUCAGUUAGUCGGUUGAACAUGUUAUGGUACUUAAAAUGAACCUACUUAAAUUCGAUUUCACUGGUUUAUCCUUAGGUGCAAAGUUGAGAAUUAAUUUCAAAGCACAAGUUUAAUGUUGUGCAUUUUCCACUAAUAGUAAUCUCGCGAGAUACCGUCUCAUUCCCAGUCUAGAAUAAAUUGUAAUUUUUUCACAUUAUAAUUAAGAAAGAAAAGGUAACUAUCAUCCAGGUACAUAACAUUUUAUACGUAUAAAUGUAUGGAUUGAAUUUUUUGCACAUGUUGAAUUUUAUACAUAAAACUGCAGGGCAAACGUUUUGAAAAAUGCAUGUAUAGAAACCUACAAGCAGUAUGCAAGCGGUUGGAUGGCACUAAGGAAGGGUGUAUUAUAGUUGACAUUGUGUAUUAUGUAUACAAAUUUUCUAGUCCUAAUGUUUUGUCGUCACAUAAGAUUAGCUAAUGCUAUUCAGAGUGGCGUUGGCGUGUAUAAUGUCAGAAUCAUCGAAAGCAGCAACUGCAUUCUGCAAUUUAGGCCUAAAAAGGAAUGAUUGUAGAUACAUUUGAUAGUAAAGCGUGAUGAAAUAAAAAGAAUAAUAUGCAUUAAGUAAAUAUAAUAUUCUAUGUCAUUUUCGUACGACUAAUUAACUAUGUAAAAACUGUUAUCAGGGAAAAACAGAUUGCCAAGAAAUAGAGAUGUUUUUUCGGAUAUAAUACACAUCACUCACUGACUCGAGGUCUUCUAAAAGGACAAAAAUAAAUCUCCUACACAUAGCAAUAAUUAUUAU
Messenger RNA from Diprion similis, 3258 nucleotides. It is a transcript of the gene alpha-Man-Ib, whose product is annotated as endoplasmic reticulum mannosyl-oligosaccharide 1,2-alpha-mannosidase. The coding region runs from base 311 to 2110 and encodes 599 amino acids. Gene Ontology annotation, biological process: carbohydrate metabolic process; N-glycan processing. Lineage: Eukaryota; Metazoa; Arthropoda; Insecta; Hymenoptera; Diprionidae. The record is from RefSeq and is a predicted model, not a curated record. Gene Ontology annotation, cellular component: membrane; endoplasmic reticulum. The transcript is spliced from 11 exons. Gene Ontology annotation, molecular function: mannosyl-oligosaccharide 1,2-alpha-mannosidase activity; calcium ion binding.